This is a messenger RNA of Cotesia congregata, 1392 nucleotides long. The record is from the annotation of a GenBank genome assembly. NCBI's taxonomy places the organism in Eukaryota, Metazoa, Arthropoda, Insecta, Hymenoptera, Braconidae.
CUGGACACCAUGAAGAAAACAACUCGCGGUAUGGACAUCAUUAUCGUUGGAGGCGGUUUGGUCGGAGGAUUAGCUGCUUGUGCUCUUGCUAAACGCGGUCAUCGUGUUCGUGUUUAUGAGUAUCGAUCUGAUAUAAGAAUAAAAGAAGCCCGCGGUCAAAGCAUUGACCUUUCUCUGUCAUAUCGCGGUCGUCAAGCGCUAAAACUUAUUGAUCUUGAAGACAAAAUUGUCAAUCAUCAUGGUAUUUCUAUGCGAGGUAGAAUGCUUCAUGGUAAAGAUGGCAGUCUUAAAGAAAUGAUUUAUGACAGCGUUAAAAAAAAUACACUUUACUCUGUCAGCCGAUUGUAUAUGAAUCAAGUUCUUCUUGAUGCUGCUGAUGAAUAUCCAUCGGUAACUUUGUUUUUCAACCAUAAACUUUUGGAAGCUGAUUUAGAUAAUGGAAAAUUGAAAUUUUCAAAGACAAAUACGCAAGAAGUAAUAGAAGUAGAAGCUGACUUAAUAAUUGGAGCAGACGGCGCUCAUUCAACAGUUAGAAAAAUGAUGUUGAAAAGACCUGGUUUUGAUUUUUCACAAACUUAUAUUGAACAUGGCUAUGUUGAGCUUAAUAUUCCGCCUCGAAUGAUUGAUGAGAAAAAUCCAGAACGUGGGCAUGAGUUUUGCAUGAGCUCCAACCAUUUACACAUCUGGCCACGAGGUACAUUUAUGAUGAUAGCUAUGCCGAAUGAUGAUCACUCAUUUACCGGAAAUAUUUUUGCUCCACUGGAUAUUCUUAAUGGUCUGGAUACUCCAAAAAAAGUUAUAGACUUUUUUACCGAGCAAUUUCCUGAUGUAGUUCCACUUAUUGGUAGCCACCAAACUCUAGUUGAUAAUUUUUUUAUGGUCAAACCGAAAUCACUUAUUUCAAUUAAAUGUAAUCCGUAUCAUAUGGGAAAAAGCAUUAUUUUGGGUGAUGCUGCACAUGCUAUGGUACCUUUUUAUGCCCAAGGAAUGAAUGCAGCAUUUGAAGAUGUUGUAAUACUCAAUGAGUUAAUGGAUCUUUAUAAUGAAGAUAUGUCAAAAGUAUUACCGGCUUUCUCAAAAAAACGAUGCGCUGAUGCUCACGCCAUUUGUGAUCUUGCUAUGUAUAAUUACAUUGAAAUGCGAGAACUCGUCUUGAAAAAAUCAUUUCUAAUGCGUCGUACAAUUGAUACAUUUCUUCAUUGGAUGUGUCCAGACAAUUGGCUGCCACUCUAUAAUUCUAUUCACUUCAGCCGGAUGGGAUUCCGCGAUUGUGUUAAAAAUCGUGCUUGGCAGGAUAAAAUUCUCCAAAGAUGCAUGUGGUUUUUAUUUACGGCUAUAGCGCUCGGUAUACUUUUUACUUCAUUAAAUACAGCCUAUUGGCAUCGAGCCUAA